Molecule: messenger RNA, 1488 nt
Organism: Megachile rotundata (alfalfa leafcutting bee)
Lineage: Eukaryota; Metazoa; Arthropoda; Insecta; Hymenoptera; Megachilidae
Biological process (GO): L-ascorbic acid biosynthetic process
Molecular function (GO): gluconolactonase activity; calcium ion binding; enzyme regulator activity
Source: RefSeq, a predicted model, not a curated record
AAAUGUUAUCGGCAAAAUACACAAGAUGUAAUUGCUGUUUACUAUUACUGCUAUUUACUAUUCAAAGUAUUAUUACAAACAGUCGUUUGUAUAUUUAACAGUUCUACACACCUGCAGAACGUACUAUUUAAACGGCCGAACAUAAACGGCAGUUGAGACUUGUUCACUUUUACCCGUUACUUUUCUUUCGAUCGCAACUUGUAGAACUCGUAAGUUAUUACCUUCCGACUCUUUUUAUAUUUUAUAAUGGGUUUUACUAUUUUGGAUACAAUGCAACAUAUUAUCUAUAAUUCCAUAAUAUUUGGAUUGCUGUUUGUUACCUUUGUGCAUAGUGGGAAUUUGCCUGAUAAAUAUGAAAAUAGCAAGGAAUUGACUAUUAAACCAAUAGUAGGACGAUUUGAACAUAGUGAAGGACCUCAUUGGGAUGAUCGUACUCAGAAGUUAUAUUUUGUUGACAUAGAGGCACAAAAAAUAUGUAGGUUCUGUCCUGUUACAGAGCAGCUUACCUGUAUUAACAUAGAGAGAGGCCCGGUUGGAUUUGCUAUUCCUGUUCAAGGGGAACCUGAUAAACUUGUAGCUGGAGUAGCAACAGGUUUUGUUUUAAUAAACUGGGAUGGUCAGACAAAUAUCACAAAAUCUCCUCCUGAAACAUUAGCUACUGUUGACACAGAUCGUAAUGGCACCAGAUGGAAUGAUGGAAAAGCAGAUUCUUCUGGAAGAUUCUGGGGAGGUACCAUAGGACCAGAAGUAAAUGAUGUUGUUAUACCAAAUCAAGCAUCAUUUUAUCGAAUUGAUUCUACUCUCAAACCAAAGAGAGAAUUAAUUGUUACUAAUAGUAAUGGAUUAGCUUGGAAUCUCCAGGAUAAUACACUUUAUUACAUUGAUACACCUACUCGUCAGGUGGCAGCAUUUGAUUUUGACUCUAUCAAUGGAAUCAUAUCUAAUAAGAGAAUUGCAUUUGACUUUAAAAAAUAUAAUAUUUCUGGCAUUCCUGAUGGUAUGACUAUCGAUACAGAUGGACAUCUCUGGAUAGCUGUAUACAAUGGUGGUUGUGUGCUUAAUGUGGAUCCUGAAACUGGUAAUCUUUUGCGAACUGUGAAUCUCCCUGCUGUAAAAGUAACUAGUGUUGCAUUUGGAGGUCCUAAAAGAGAAAUUUUAUAUGUGACAACAUCCGCACGUGGCAUUUCAGAGGAGGAUCUAAAGAAACAACCUUAUGCUGGUUAUGUUUAUGCUGUACAUGGUUUAGGGGUUCAUGGUCUUAUUGCAAAUUCGUUUAAACUUUGAAUAUUAAUUCAAUUUUUGUGCUUUUUUUGUCUAUGAUAUUAUUACUUCAAUACUUUAGAUAUAAAACACAAUGAUGCAAUAAACGCAAUAUAUCAACAAUUUGCAUUUGUUUCUAAGACAUUAUUUGUUAAUAAAGCAUUAAUAAAAUUAUAAAUCUAUAUUAAAUACGCAUCCGAUAUUAUUAUACAGCUUAAUAAUUCAUGU